AUGUUUCCCACAGGGAGGUCGAGUCAAUGGGCACAGUAUGAUUCAUGGGUGGACUUGAUAUACCCCAGCAGGAAUGCAAGACGACCUGAUCUGGGAACCAUGUCUGAUCCAGAUCGCCUUGCAGCCUCCAUUUCCAGCACCCAGAUUACAGAGGGAAACCCACAGGCAUCAUGGCACUGGAUUGAUGCAAGGCUUGGUGACCUUACAUGGGUCACUGAGAGCUUUGAUAUGUCAGAUGCAAGAUUCCACAUCAGCCUCAUUGCUGUGUUCAUCCUCACUGCAUGGGCUCCCUUCCAUCAGGUCAAACACAAUGAAGAGAAGAUUCCAGUGGAACGGGCAAAGGGUGCAAACAUGGUUGAAUAUGCCAACAGCCUUGUAUGGGACCGUGAAUAUGGGAAGACUCAAUCAGGGUGGAAAGCAAAGCCACCACUCUUCCACCUCUGGUUGAUAUACAUUUGCGGUAUUUUGGUGGAGGACAGUCCUUGGUGGCGGAGACACGAACAGAAGGCCCAAACUCAGUCCAUCAAACUGGCCUCCCGUACUGCUGAGCAAGGAAAAAAUGCGGAGAUGAUGACCACAUUCAACACCAAGCUCCAGAGGAAAGGGGUCACCAUUGCUGUCCUUGCCCGACUCCACCUGGUAGAGGCCUGCAAACCUAAUGCAUUCAAGCCUGGAAGUCGCUAUCAGAUAGACUGGAGGCGCCAUCCAAAGGAGGUAUUGGAGUCUAGGCUUGCGACCAUUUCCAAGCACCUAGCCCAACCUCCACACAUGUGCCCUGUGUUCUGUGCAGUGCGAUAUUUCUUGGGUGAUGAGUGCCGUUCCCUUCACAUUGUGGAGUCUUUCCAAGUACCACCCAUGAAGGAGCGAGUGCCCUCCACUUCUUUGGCACACAAAGCUUCAGAGGCAUCCCUCCGUGCUGAUUCUGAGUCAUCAGAAGAUGAAGCAGAGAAUCCUGGGCUGAGUGCUCGUCCUAGGAAACGUUGCCGGGUUCUGUAG
Molecule: messenger RNA, 996 nt
Organism: Cantharellus anzutake
Lineage: Eukaryota; Fungi; Basidiomycota; Agaricomycetes; Cantharellales; Hydnaceae
Exons: 2
Coding region: 1-996 (331 amino acids)
Source: RefSeq, a predicted model, not a curated record